Volvox carteri f. nagariensis is the source of this 558-nucleotide messenger RNA. RefSeq lists its product as uncharacterized. The transcript has 5 exons. Gene Ontology annotation, biological process: protein phosphorylation. Gene Ontology annotation, molecular function: protein kinase activity. Lineage: Eukaryota; Viridiplantae; Chlorophyta; Chlorophyceae; Chlamydomonadales; Volvocaceae. The coding region runs from base 1 to 558 and encodes 185 amino acids. The record is from RefSeq and is a predicted model, not a curated record.
AUGCCUAGGCCCCCUUCCUGCCGGGCCUCUUCCGCCCCUUACUUCGCUUCGUCACUCGGAAGUCGCCGUCAACCCGAGACUUGUGUCUCAUCGCGCGGACAGCAGCAGGGAUGUGUAAUGCUGCCUCAAAAUCGAACCCACCUGAGCAACUUGCGCAUGGGCACCAUGUUUUACAUGUGCCCUGCAGUAGUCAUGAAGGGGCAAGUCGGGCCGCCAUCAGACGUGUUCUCGCUGGGUGUGAUGCUAUGGGAGCUCUACCACGGCCGCCGCGCCGGCAUCCGCACCGACCAAGGCCCCCGGUAUAGCAGCAUCUUCCCCGCCUUCCCACCCUCGUGCCCGGAGACCUACCGGGCAGUGGCGCUUCAUUGCUUGCAACGUCAGCCCCAAAACAGGCCGCCAGCGAUCCUUGUGGAGGCGCACCUGGAGCGCCUCAUGGCCGCCGUCGCGACGGCAGUGCCGCUGGGCUCUCUAGCGACAGGGGCAGCAGGGGACUCCUUCACGGGGUCAAGUAUGCUGCCGUCGACGCAAGGUCACGGAGCCGGGGCCAGCAGUGCGUAA